UUGUAAUGCAUUGACCCGCCUGUGGUGGGAAAUAUUUCUUGCCUUGUAGUGUUGUUGUUGUUGGAAGCGGUUUUGUGUUAUGUAUUAAACGUCUUUCCGUGUAUGGAGUGCUUUAUAAAAGCUGCGUUUUCUACGCUUUGUGCAAGUGUCCGAGAAGCAGGACAUUCUGAGCUCCUGAUGUUCCUAAGUGCCACCCACGCAUCUCAGCUCGGUGCACAUCCAGCCUCAUUGUCUCCACUGAUCCACAGAUGCAGUGUUUGUCCGUACACAACUGACACAGUCUCUGAUUUAAUAGAGCAUGAGCAGACACACAUGGGAGAGCACCAUUUGACGUGCAGGUUUUGCGCACAAGUGGCUGCCAGCAGCCAAGAACUGAAGCAACACGAACAGACGCAUGUGGACAAGCAGCGUUUCAAGUGCAGGACUUGCCAUUACACGGCGGCUUCGGAGUGCUGCGCGACACGUUCCAAGACCAGCCGCAGGGAGAGUCGGCGCUAUUCCUGGAGUCCGAAACAACGGCUUACGAGAGUGAAUUGCUUCCUAACAACCUGUGGCAAAGCUCAAGCGUACUGGCGAAGAGCAAGCGCUCAAAGGAGAGGAGGUUCAAGUGCCGAUUCUGCACUUAUGCCGGAAGUCAGCUGAGUCACCUCGUAAACCACGAGCGAAGACACACCGGAGAGAAGCCUUACAAGUGCAGCUUUUGCAGCUACGCCUCGGCUGUGCAGUGCACGUUGGUCAGGCACGAAAGGACACACACGGGGGAGAAACCUUACAAGUGCCAGUUCUGCUCCUUCGCGACCAAUCAGAGUGGGGUCUUAAAGAAACAUCGAGAGAAACACAUGCUCUAGUUCGGGCGACCGUCUCUGGGGUGGACGAUGAGACGUUUAACGCUUCCUCUUACCACCUUUCCCACGUGGGCACGUGGAGUUGGGAUGUCGUCUGCUUCGGCCAUUUGCUACAGGUGAUUUCAAACACAGGCUAUGUGUGGCUGCCCAUGCGGCUCGUGAUGGCUUAUCGCCAUAGCUACAGCUGCCGAGGCACAGACACGAUUAGUGGACUUUUAAUGACCAUGUCACAUCGUUUAAGUGAUCAGACGUUGUUUACUCUCGGUGGUUUUUAAGUUUACAACGAAAAUAUAGUUGCCAUCCGCAGCUUUACAAGUCAGAGAUCAGUAGCAGCAGAGGCUGGUGUCUUUACAGUUGCCAAAUGGUUUCUUGGACUUCAGAAACUGCAAAUUGUCUCCGAAUUAUCGAGCCGUCCAAGUGGUUACUUUUUACACAAAGGUGACAUGCACAUUGCACAUGCGCAUCCCAAAAUAUCAAUAUAUACUCUUAUUCGCUCUGCAGCACAAAGCAUUAGUUUACCAGAAAUUCUAUGAUCAUCACAUUUAAUAAGUGCAAGGGCUGUUGCAAGGACUAGUGUACAAUGGCACCAGAUGAGGUUGUUGUUGUUGUCAUCAUUGGUGGGACUACUAAUGCCAGACAUGUUAUAGACGUGGUGUCAAGAUCACACACGCUGAUGCUGCGGAUUGGCAGACCCUAUUCUCUUAGGUGCAGUUCUCACAAAUGGCGGAUCCCUUUGUGACAGCUGCUGCACUUGGUGCAUGUAUCCCAAUCACGUCUGCUUCCCUUCACAUCAGAUACAACGUGUCAUGUUCACUUUCAGUUUGUUCAAUGCACCCUACUACUACUGUGUACAUAGGGGUCUCCACCUCUGUGCACAGGGGACAUGCAUGCUUUGAGUGCCGUUAAACAAAUUUGCAUUGCUGGGGUCCAAAUAUUCGGCUGGUGACUGUACCAUACGACUGAUGAUACUGAAAAAUAUAUCCCACAGUUCGUAAUAUUGUAGGAGAUUAUCUUCUGCUGAAUUUCUGGUGAAUUUGUUUGCAACUGCAACAAAGAAUAUGCCUUGAAAUUCCAGCCCAACCUAAACAAAGAAAAUUAGAGAACUGCUGUGAUAUUAACCAGGCAUGGCAAUCUCAUGGCCCACAACUGUUUUCUGAUUGUCUACAAGCACUUAGUUUUGCUCUUGCACACACUAUUUGGAAUGUACAGUAACUUUAGUCAUGUACUUCUGGGAAUUGUGGGCCAUACAGGGUCACAGUUUCAUGCGUACUUUUAAGGUUCUCGAGAGUAGAAUGUAAGAUUGGCGACAGCGUGCACCAUUAUGUUUAUUGAGUUUGUUCAGUUCAAAGCACACUGCAAACAACAGCAGAAAAAAGAAAAAAAAUGCUCCGACAGCCUGCUGCACAGCCAAUCCUUCGCUACUGAGGUAUGUGAGGUUGAGAUUAAAUCACUUCCAUCAUCAUGCAUCGUUAAAAAGAAUGAUGAUCUGAAACCAGGUAUCCGCCAGGCACUCUAAUCCUUCGGCUAUGCAAUGCAUUCUGAGCGGGUCCCUACAUAGCAGUCCCAGAAGAUUGAAAUUUCAUUGUUGUAACGUGAUAAAGAUGGAUGCUGAACACAGCACUCCUAAGGGAAAACAGAAGAGUUUCAUUGAAAGAGUUUUGAAUGAUUCAGCACAUCCUAAUGCUGGUGGAUGCAGAUGGCUGGUAGUUUUAUCCCAUCCUGUCUUUCUACAGAUUCUACAGACCCAAUUAAGAAUUGUCCUGCCAGUCAUCCUUCUUAAAAGUCUUAUCCUGUAUCUUCUCUUGUGUGCCCAGCACAGUAAUGAAAUACUUUUUGUGGCUGGUAGAUAUGUGACAAUGUACACAUCUCAGUCAGCUGAAGUGAUGUUCAGUGUUAUACUGAAGGUAGUGGGAAAGUUUUCUAACUUCCUUCCAAUACACCACAACCCAGUUAAACUUAUCUUUUCUAACUUCCAUGAGAUGCCUUGUACACAUUCUGUUUGUGUAAUAAAAGAACUGUAUUUUUGUAACAUUGGA
Ornithodoros turicata is the source of this 2881-nucleotide messenger RNA. Its product is annotated as zinc finger protein 513-like. The coding region runs from base 103 to 642 and encodes 179 amino acids. The transcript is spliced from 3 exons. The record is from RefSeq and is a predicted model, not a curated record. NCBI's taxonomy places the organism in Eukaryota, Metazoa, Arthropoda, Arachnida, Ixodida, Argasidae.